This is a messenger RNA of Myripristis murdjan (pinecone soldierfish), 2314 nucleotides long. It is a transcript of the gene gpr19, whose product is annotated as G protein-coupled receptor 19. The transcript has 2 exons. NCBI's taxonomy places the organism in Eukaryota, Metazoa, Chordata, Actinopteri, Holocentriformes, Holocentridae. Gene Ontology annotation, molecular function: neuropeptide receptor activity. Gene Ontology annotation, biological process: G protein-coupled receptor signaling pathway. Gene Ontology annotation, cellular component: plasma membrane. The record is from RefSeq and is a predicted model, not a curated record. Bases 63 to 1346 code for a protein of 427 amino acids.
CAGAUGUGCUGUAUUACUCUCAAAUCAGUCAUGGAUACACUCCUCUCUGUGGCUUUAUAGCCAUGGUGUAUGCCCAGUCAACAGAUACAACUGGUGUCAGUCCCUCCAUUUACUCUCCAUCUUUCACAUAUCAGAUGUCCUUUAACUACUCUGAGGAGGAAAACUCAACUGUCCUGGCAACCUUACCCACAACCCCCUUCUGCAACCAAAAUGGCUCCUCCGGCAGCCAGCAGAACAGGACCUCAGUCUCCUAUGAGCUGACAUCAGGUGAGGUAGCCAUCCUGGGGUUGGUGUUUGGAGUCCUCUGGCUGGUCUCCAUCCUGGGCAAUGCCCUGGUCUGCCUGGUCAUCCACCGGAGCCGGCGAACUCAGUCCACCACCAACUACUUUGUGGUGUCGAUGGCCUGUGCAGACCUGCUGCUGAGCUUGGGCUGCGCCCCCUUCAUCCUUCUGCAGGUCAUCUCCGGCCGAUGGCCCCUGAGUGCUGCUGCCUGCAAAGCUGUGCGCUAUGUGCAGCACCUUUGCCCUGGUGUGCAGAUCUACGUCCUGCUUUCUAUCUGUGUAGACCGCUUCUAUACAAUAGUCUACCCCCUCAGCUUCAAGGUCUCCAGGGAGAAAGCCAAGAAGAUGAUCCUGGCCUCCUGGCUGUUUGAUGCGGCCUUCGUUUCUCCCUGCCUCUACUUCUAUGGCUCUACAUCCACAGAUGGCAACACUGGCCACUGUGACUUUUUCCUGCCGGACAGCUGGGGCAGUAUAGCCUACGCCGUGGCUCACCUCCUCUUUGGCUUCAUGCUCCCGGUAGUGGUGAUAGUGUCUCUCUACCAGCGGGUGGUCCGCUACAUCUGGAGGAUCAGUGCUGAUGGACACACAGUGCGCCGGACAAUGAACAUUGUCCCAAGGACUAAAGUCAAGACCAUCAAGAUGUUCCUCAUGCUCAAUUCUGUGUUCCUCCUCACCUGGAUCCCCUUCUAUGUGGCCCAGCUUUGGCACCCAAAAGAGUCUAAUGGUCUGAGCCGAGAAGGGGCACUCUUCUUCACAGCCAUUGCCUGGAUCUCUUUCAGCUCCACAGCAUCCAAACCCACCUUGUACUCUGUCUACAAUGCAAACUUCAGAAGGGGUAUGAGGGAGACCUUCUGCAUGUCGUCCAUGAAAUGCUACCGCAGUAAUGCGUACACCAUCACGGCAAGCUCUCGCAUGGCCAAAAAGAACUAUGUCGGGGUGGUGGACAUCCCGGUGCCAGCAAAGACCCUCACUAAGGACUCUGUUUACGAUGCCUUUGACCGAGAGGCAAAGGAAAAGAAGCUAGCCUGGCCCAUCAACUCCAAUCCUCCUAAUACUUUUGUGUGAGCGAGCCAGCUUCUCAAACCGUGAACAUACACAGAUGGCUUAAUCUGGUACUUUGUUAAAAACUGCUCAAUGGCUCAGUAUCAAUGUUGGGUGAGUUAUGGGGUGCUAACAUGUGAGUUCUGUAUAUUCAGCUGCAGCUUAGAGCAAAGCCCCCAGCAGUGUAGGUGUAUUUAUAUAAGGGCCAGGUCAGGUGAUGUACCACACCUUCUGGCAGCCAUAUUGGAGGUCCACAGCUUUUGCUCUGCAAAGGCCUUGUGCAGCUGUCUUUAAACCUACGACUCAUCAUCAUUCCCAGUUCAUUUCUGUGUUUUGAACAUAUCUUUUCACCAGUGAUACAUCUGGAGUUUAGAUGAUGUCAGCAUGUUAGCUAGCUGACCAAUGUGUCUUUCAGCUGUCACCGACCUGUUCUAAAUAUGUGUAGCGUUAGCAGUGGUGGGUUGUCAUGUCAACAGCAAGUUCAUUUGAUUUGAUCAAUUAGGCCGAUGGCUAGUUAGCUGUCUAACAAAAUCAAAACCACUGAGAUACAGCUCAGUGGUUUGGAGCAGAGCCUAAACACCAGACAGUUUACUGUCUUGUUUACAGUGAGCUACAUUUGGAAUUCAAACGACUAACUUUUACUAACCAUCCUCCACAGUACACCAGUCUGUUUCAGGUAUGUCUCCUCCUCCUGUCUGUUGACUGUAUGCAGACAGUUCUCCAGUGGACCUCCAUGAUGGAGCUAGGUGUGACUGCUGGAAGAUUUGUGAUACAACUGUAAAGCCUUGGCCGCUGUUACACAGUGAAACUUUUCAUGCAGCUUAGUUGCAGCGGCGGGUUGCAAGUUGCAUGAGGUUCAACUGUACUGUUUCACAAAUCAUCUCAAAUACAAUCAAAAGUACACAGGAAGACAGUUUUUAGUGCUUGAUAUAGAGGACGUUACUGAUUCAGUGUAAUAAAUCUCUUCACUGUGGCAUAAUAUUAAAGGAAUC